UAUCUUCUCUGUCUGAGGAUUCGUGGCCUCCUGUUGUAAACACUCAGCCAUGAGAACUUGAGCCUCAAGCUGCAUUCCUUCUUAAAACCCCACCACCUCGACCCCGCUCCUGCGCUCUCCCAUCCUCCGAUCCGCCAUGGCGUCGGAGUGCGAGGUCACGCCGGACGACCAGCACGAGCACCUGCGCCCUGAGGGCACGGAGCCGCUGGAGCGCAUCGCCGUGGACUACACGCCGGACGCCUGCCACCACGCGCCGGCGUCCGGCGAGAUCCACGUCACCUACGACCACCGCGGCGGGGCGCGCUGGCGGUCGCGCGGCCGCUUCCUGCCGGGCUGCGCCGUGGCCGCCGCGGUCCGCGCCCCCGCCGGAGACACCGCGGGGCUCAACUACAACCUCUACCUGUCGUCGCUGGAGGGCUCCAGCGACAUGGACGAGAUCGACUUCGAGUUCCUCGGCAACGACAAGCGCGCCGUGCAGACCAACUUGUUCGUGGCGGGGGGCGGCGGCAGGGAGAUGGUCCACCAACUCCCCUUCGACUCCUCGGACGGGUUCCACCACUACGCCGUCGCGUGGAGCGCCGAGGCCGUGGAGUGGCGCGUCGACGGGGAGGUGAUCCGGCGGGAGGAGCGGCGCGAGGGGGAGCCGUGGCCGGAGAAGCCCAUGUACCUGUACGCCUCCUUGUGGGACGCGAGCGACGUCGACGAGGGGAGGUGGACCGGCACGUACCAUGGCCGCGACGCGCCCUACGUCUGCAGCUACAGAGACGUCAGGGUGCCCGUUGUGGGAGAGGAAGAAGAAUGUCAGGAUGAUGCGAACGCCGGAGAUGAGGCCGGUGCUGCGGGGGAGGAGGAGGUUGAUGCCGAAGCUGGUAAAGAUUAGAUGUCGGCGUUGUCCCGCCUCUGAUCGUGCCACCAGCCAUGUGGAAUUAGCUAUACUAUCUUGGUCAUGAGCGCUGCAAUAAAAGAUUCAUGAAUUAUUUGCCGUGGAGGAAAAACAAUGAAACACACACAGUUCAUUUGAA
Triticum aestivum (bread wheat) is the source of this 1022-nucleotide messenger RNA. RefSeq names its product xyloglucan endotransglucosylase/hydrolase protein 31. The transcript has a single exon. NCBI's taxonomy places the organism in Eukaryota, Viridiplantae, Streptophyta, Magnoliopsida, Poales, Poaceae. The coding region runs from base 137 to 880 and encodes 247 amino acids. Gene Ontology annotation, biological process: carbohydrate metabolic process. The record is from RefSeq and is a predicted model, not a curated record. Gene Ontology annotation, molecular function: hydrolase activity, hydrolyzing O-glycosyl compounds.